AUGCAACGUUGCGCAGCAACAAGUGUUCGGCGUAUUAAAGCCACAACCACUCGUAACCGCCUUCAUACGCGUACGUCUGAAGCAAUAAUACAAUCUGUUGUUCCGAAAUUUACUGAAGGAGCUCGUCGAAUUCCUGAUCACUUUUUCAAACUUCAGUUUACUUUCGAUUAUACGAAGAACCCGAACAAAUCGUUAGUGAUCUUAGGGUUCUCCAAAUCCUGCAAUCUGGAAUCAAUUGAACUAGAAGAUGGUUCUGAACUUUUGCAGGAUGAUAUUGAUAAUUUCCAAGAAUCUACAGAUCCAUCUCCAAGACAUUCUCUACCUCAUGUACUUGUGGCAUCCUUAGUCUCAUUCUUAUUUGGUUACCAUCUCGGGGUAGUGAAUGAACCGCUUGAAAGCAUUUCUCAUGAUCUUGGUUUCAGUGGGGAUAGCUUAGCUGAAGGUCUGGUGGUUAGUACGUGUCUUGGUGGUGCCUUUAUUGGGUCUCUGUUCAGUGGUUGGAUUGCUGAUGGAUUUGGGCGCCGAAGGGCUUUUCAGUUGUGUGCUUUGCCUAUGAUCAUCGGUGCUUCUUGUAGUGCAACAACAAACACAUUGACAGGGAUGCUAAUUGGGAGGUUUAUUGUUGGAAUUGGAUUGGGUAUUGGUCCACCUGUUGCAUCUCUCUAUAUCACAGAGGUUUCACCUCCUGCUGUGCGUGGUACUUAUGGAAGCUUCAUUCAAAUUUCAACAUGUUUAGGGUUGAUGGGAGCUCUUUUAAUCGGGAUUCCUGUAAAGAGCAUCUCAGGCUGGUGGCGUAUCUGCUUUUGGUUAUCUACAAUUCCAUCCACAAUACUUGCUCUUGCUAUGAUAUUCUGUGCAGAAAGUCCACAUUGGCUUUACAAGAGAGGAAGAAAUGCUGAAGCAGAGGUGGAGUUCCAGAAACUUGUAGGAGCAGCAAAUGUCAGAUCAGCAAUGGCAGAGCUCUUGAAGUCGGACAGAGGGGACGAGAAUGACACUGUUGGGAUUUCAGAACUGUUUUAUGGGCGCUAUUUUAGAGUUGUUUUUAUUGGGUCAACCCUGUUUGCUUUACAACAGCUAUCUGGAAUAAAUGCCGUGUUUUAUUUCUCUUCAACUGUAUUCAGAAGUGCGGGAGUUUCAUCAAACCUAGCUAAUGCCUUUGUGGGGAUUGUCAACCUUUUGGGAUCUGUCAUUGCCUUGCUUCUCAUGGAUAAACUUGGGAGGAAGGUUCUCCUUCUUUGGAGCUUCUUUGGCAUGGCUAUAUCUACAGUCCUUCAAGUAAUUGCAGCAGGCCUGUUUGCAUCCACAUCUGGAGCUCUAUACCUCUCUGUCAGUGGCAUGCUAUUGUUUGUGUUUUCAUUUGCAAUUGGAGCGGGUCCCGUUCCAGGUCUCCUCCUGUCAGAAAUCUUCCCAAACCGUAUAAGAGCAAAAGCAAUGGCCUUUUGCAUGUCAGUGCAUUGGGUGUUCAAUUUUAUGGUGGGAUUAUUAUUCCUACGUUUGUUGGAGUUGAUGGGUGCACAACUGCUAUACUCGAUGUUGGGUACUUUUUGUUUGGUGGGAGUGGCCUUCGUGAAAAGGAAUGUUAUGGAAACAAAAGGAAAAACACUUCAAGAAAUUGAGAUUGCGCUUUUGCCACAAGAGUAUAGUGAAAUCUGAUUGAUUGGUUUAUGUUGUUAGAGUAAAUGUAAACCCGUGAUGCUAAUAGUUGAUAGCAGAGGAGAUCAAAUAUGAUGUGAUGUGUGUAAAGUAAAAUAACACGACUAGACUAUGUAUGUUUGUAUUUUAUGAUAUGAUAUAAUGUGAACUCUUCUUGAAG
Molecule: messenger RNA, 1813 nt
Organism: Lactuca virosa
Lineage: Eukaryota; Viridiplantae; Streptophyta; Magnoliopsida; Asterales; Asteraceae
Source: the annotation of a GenBank genome assembly